AUGGGAUCAAACACAGAUAACACCAUCUUUGCCCGCGACAAGGCUUUCUGGGAUAAUUAUCUCAAAGGCCGCCCACGGGCGCCGGACAGCUUCUUCGAGCGCAUCUUCCGCUAUCACGAGCAGAAGGGCGCUCCAUUCGAGACCGCCCACGACGCCGGCGCCGGGAACGGACCGUAUGCCGACAAAUUGCGGUCUCGGUUCCAAAACGUCAUCAUCUCGGACAUCGUCGCGGAAAACGUCCGGCUCGCCCAGGACCGCCUAGGCACCGACGGCUUCCAGUACCGCGUCUCCAAGAUCGAGGAAGCCGACGACAUCCCCCGCGGCAGCGUCGACCUGGUCUUCGCGACCAACGUGCUCCAUUUCGCGGACCAAAACGCAGCACUACAAACCAUCGCCCGGCAGCUCAAGCCCAACGGCACGCUCGUAGUGGCCGGCUUCGGAGCGGCCCGCCUCCGCGACCCGGCCGCGCAGGACAUAUGGGCGCGUAUCAUGCACCAGGGCGGCCGCGCGCUGCUCAAGCACGCCGACAAACCGGACGUCACGCGCAAGAUCAUAGCCCGCAGCUCGGGCUUCUACAAUCUCGCGCCUCUGGACGAGCAGCUCUUCGAGCGGGGCGCGCUGCGCAUCCACCUCAACAUGACCGAUCGCGACGGUCUCACAUCCCUUCUCCCUCCCGAGGAGGAGGGUAAGUCCGGCGAGCCCAACUACACGGGCCCCCACGACAAGGAGGUCUUUGAGGAUGAGGAAGGGUGGAGUGUGCAGACGGAUCUGGACGGUCUCAAGGCGCAUUUUGCGUCGUUUCCCUUCUCGGCGCUGGACCCGGACGCUUAUACCGAGCUGUGGCAAGAGCUGGGAGCGCUGCUGGAGGGCGGCCGCGUCGUGGAGGCUUACUUCCCUGCCAAGGUCAUUCUUGCUACACGAAAUCACACGGCUUGA
Molecule: messenger RNA, 936 nt
Organism: Dichotomopilus funicola
Lineage: Eukaryota; Fungi; Ascomycota; Sordariomycetes; Sordariales; Chaetomiaceae
Product: S-adenosyl-L-methionine-dependent methyltransferase
Exons: 1
Coding region: 1-936 (311 amino acids)
Molecular function (GO): S-adenosylmethionine-dependent methyltransferase activity
Source: RefSeq, a predicted model, not a curated record